This is a messenger RNA of Syngnathoides biaculeatus (alligator pipefish), 4047 nucleotides long. RefSeq lists its product as uncharacterized. The coding region runs from base 640 to 3408 and encodes 922 amino acids. Gene Ontology annotation, biological process: negative regulation of DNA-templated transcription. The transcript is spliced from 9 exons. Lineage: Eukaryota; Metazoa; Chordata; Actinopteri; Syngnathiformes; Syngnathidae. Gene Ontology annotation, cellular component: nucleus. The record is from RefSeq and is a predicted model, not a curated record. Gene Ontology annotation, molecular function: RNA binding; metal ion binding.
UGUAAUGGUCUUGAUAAAAUUAUUUUGAAAGACAGACCUGCAAGUUCAACCUAGUAACCACCAUCAAUGCAAAUGGGUAAAAUCUCCAUUUUCCUUACUGCUUAUCCUCACUAGUGUGUCAGAUGUGCUGGAGUUUAUCCCAGCUAUUUUUGGGCGAGAGGUGGGGGACCCUCAGAACUGGUCGCCGCAUAUUGAAAUUCUCUUGAGAAAGGCUAAAUAUCACUUUUACUUUGAAUAAUUUUGUUUUGACCCCCAGAACUGGUCGCCACGAGAUUCAUUGACAUUUUUGAUUAAUGGAUUCAGGAGGAAUACAAAUACUGAAAUUCUCAAAAAUGUGACUUGUCUAAUAAUUCUGCACGAAGUGUAAAUUGCCUCAACACAGUUAAGCGCACAAAGGGCCAUGACUUUUUGAACUGGCUGUUUUACAGUUAUAAUUUACCUUGAAUUCCGUAGACAUUGAGCAAGGGUACACAAGCGACCUCUCUGGGAUGCAAAAGAUUUUAUAGGCAUUUGUUAUUCACUUAAUUUACUUGCAUAAAUGCAAUGUUCAAUUAUGUCUACUGUGGUGAUUUCCGAAAGGUUUGUUAAUGUGUUUACUGUAUUUUAAAUAUUCCAUGUAAAAAUUCCGAGGGACUGCGAAUGCGGCACAGCCUUGUGACGAAAGAAUUGUGCGACAGAACUAAACGUGCAUCUACUGUCAUAUUUAACCCUGGAGUGAUAAAAGUUGAGAAAAAGGACAUCAUAAGGUUUGUCUUCAUAAUGUCUUUCUCAAACCAUUUUGCGAAUCUUCCUGUGAACGGUGCUAAGAGUAAUGAUCAGCCCUCUCAUCCGAUCAGUCUUAGCGACGGCAUUGGCAAGCUUCAAAAAAGUACAAGAGCCCAAAAGAGGAUGCGAAGGAACGAGUCACCUGGUUUCUAUCGGAAGAAACCAUGUCACCAGACACAGUCAAGCAGGAUUGAUUUUAGUGCAUGUUCCCAAGGUGAUUAUUCCAACACAAUUAACUACCAUUUGCGGAAGAACACUGACCAUGAGAAUACGAGCACUGGCUUCGCCACGGGGGGACCGUACAAUUAUGGCAGUAACACUGGCCCAAAUUUUAAAACAAAAGUCUAUGUGAACCAGCAACAAACGAGAAAAAAGAAAAUGCACCAGAAAGGUCAACAGCGGGAGCAAAGACAGACUCAAAAUCAGGGAGGAAGACACCAAAUGAAAACUUCAAAGAAGUCCGGAGUCAGUGCACAACCCAGAGAUCGUAGGCCGAACAGAAAUCAUACACAGUCCAUUAAGUCCUUCACACCAGAGUUCAAGGAGCAGAAUGCCUUGUUGAUGAAUGGACAGGUCAUUUGCCGACAUUUCCUUCAUGGAAAGUGCAUAAAGGGUGACAGCUGCCAAAUGCAGCACAUUCAAGCUUGCAACGAUCUCAUCAAAGAAAGUUGCAAGUAUUACAUACAAGAAUGUUGUACUAAAGGGGAGCAAUGCCCUUAUAUGCACAAGUCCUUCCCCUGCAAAUUUUUUCAUAAAAAUGGACAUUGUAUUAAGGGAGAGAACUGUAGGUUUUCCCACGACCCACUUAAUGACAUCACCGUGAAAUUGUUGAAUGAGGCAAUAGAGUUAGAAAUGGCGCUUGCUCAGAAAACUGAACAAUCUUCAGCUCACCCAGCAACAGAUGAACCACAUGUCAAACAAGUUAUCGAUCCAGAUAUACCUGAAGAGUCUAAUAAGGAGUCUGAUAAAUUAGUACAGCCCUUCAGGUUUAACUUCUAUAACAGCGCUGACUCAAAUGCUUAUGAGGGAACUUGUCCGACUGAAGGCAUGGUGGACAUCACUGAACAAGAUGCCCAGCCACAUAAAGCAGUGUGCCAGUCUCCAUUAAUUAACCUCUGUCCCGAGCCAUCUGUUUUAUAUUCCGUUGAAGCGGUGCUGGAACCUCAGUUGUCUCCUGUCUUCAAAAAUUCCACAAGUCCAGAUCCCUCAACCCUUUCUAGCCCUCCCACUUCCUGUCCUUGCAAUGGAUCAGCGAACCAUGGUGACGUCCCUUACGCGGUUAAUGUUGUGCUUAGGUCAUCAAAAUCCACAGAGAGCUCCACUUUGGUUCACACAGCUCCCGCUGCUGCGCUCAUACCACAGGUCAUAUCAUAUCCUCCAGCAGUUGAACAGAGUUCAGGGAGCCAAGAUAACAAAGCCGUAGAUUUAUUACCUACGGAAAAUGAAGCUAACAAAGUGUCAAGAAAAAUUUGUAAAAAGACAUCAAUGUUCCAAGUGGAUCGAGACAUUCAACGGGACCAUACUUCAGUGCCUGCUCUGUCCGCAAAUAUCACCCAAGCAGAGGAAUCUGCAGAAUACAUAACAGGACCCUCAAGUUGUAAGACCUGUCUUUAUAGUCUUCAAAAGAAAGAAAACAACGAACGAACAACAGACACUGCAUUCUCUACAGACCACACCCCGCGUCCAAAGUCCCCCACAAGUGGGUUUCAAAGCCUUUUUUUGUGCCCGCCAGGUCUGACAUUCGCUCCAAAACACUCUCCACCCUUCAAAUCCCAUCCAUUGUAUGUGCCAUGUGAUUUUCAUACUCCAAGUAUGUCACCUCAGAUGUCCACGCAAUUAAAAGAGAGUGCUGCUUUGGCUGCUGCAUCUGCCAAGCCCUUCUCUGAUAUUAUUGCUUCUGAGAAACCUAACUAUCACCUUUCUGUGGUGUGUCUAUCUUCCAAAAACACACCUUCUGCUUUCGAUUCAGGGGCACCACAGGCAUUUUCUUCUAGAACCACAACCCAGGAUAAAACUGAUUGUCUUGACUCGUUGGCACGUGGAUGUAACAUAACCUUAAAAACACCAUUUAAAAAACUUUUUGUGAGCAUUGUAGACACUCAGAGUUCAACACAAGAUAGUGAGACAACCUCAUCCAGUCACAACUAUACUCAGUAUGUUUCUGCUUCUCCCAAGUCUACUUACGUCAAAUGCCAGGAUUCUUCCAUCAAAAGAACAGCUGAAUUAGAUCAGGCUUUUGCAAGGUCUCUGCCGAGCCUUUUUGCCACCCCUCUAGGUGAACUUGAGGCUCCUAUCUCUUUCGUCUCUGCACCUAGCAUGUCUCAGGGAAACCAUUUUCACAAGGCAAGAGAUACAGCAGCUCCUUUGUUAGAUGCCGCUCAAAGGGAAGCUCCUCUUCCAAAGCUUGUCACUGAUUGUGUCACUCAAGUCCCACAAGCAUCCUCCUCCACAGAAAACGAUAUAAUAGUUGAUUCAAAGCCGCAAAACCUAAAGAAUCAACAGUCAAGGUCAUAUACAUCAGCAACCCAACAGAAGUUACCUGUCAAGCCACCCUACGUUGAUUCUUCACCAGCAGCGACAACAAAUUCAGUCCUAAAAACGCUCUUCCUGUGCCUGAGCCCGUAUAAACAAGACAAACAGUAACUGGAUUGUUACAGUAGAUAGUGUUAUGUUUCUCCUGAGUAAAAUUCAGGCCAGUGGAUUUGGAAGCCCAAAUAACCCGUUUGGACUCCCCACCACCUCCACCCUGGCACCCGUCUCCCCAUAGGUGAAUGCCCAGGAAAUCAUACCGUCUGCAAUCCGACCGCUACAUGACGCCGCUUGCCAAAUCAUGACUUUUGGAUACUGUGCAAUGGAAUUCAAUAUACUACCCCCCCCAGCAACAGUAAGAUUACCUAACCUGUGUUAAUGCAAAUAUUACAAUUUUCAAAUAUGCUUGCCUAACCUGUGAUGUAAUGCAAAUAUAACAAUUUCUUGAUAAAGCAAAACUAUCAAUUAAUGUGAACUCACCACUUUUGAGGUUGGGGACAGUGAUCAGAUCACUACCCAGAGACGUGUAUAUUUUAUUUUAUUUCCCCUUCAUACAAAAAUUUGCACAUUGCACAAGCACUUUUUUGAGGGGCCUCAGUUGACGCCUAAGACUUUAAAAUUCAGUGUUUCUUGUAGGUGCUGCGAUGUGUAUCAUUAUUGUAUUACUGUAUAUUGAAUGAUCUUUUAUAUUGUGUUUUCUUUCUGAGCAUAAUUUAUAAAGUAAUCUGAAUAAAAUCUAAUCUUGAAAAUCAA